Messenger RNA from Castor canadensis (American beaver), 7640 nucleotides. It is a transcript of the gene Lmtk2, whose product is annotated as lemur tyrosine kinase 2. Gene Ontology annotation, biological process: protein phosphorylation. Gene Ontology annotation, molecular function: ATP binding; protein kinase activity. The record is from RefSeq and is a predicted model, not a curated record. NCBI's taxonomy places the organism in Eukaryota, Metazoa, Chordata, Mammalia, Rodentia, Castoridae.
GGCCGCCGGGACCCGCGGCUCCGCAGAGUUGCUGCCGUUGCUGCUGUUGAGAGGCGGCGGCGGCGACGUUGCAGGCAGGCGGGAAGGAUGGUGUUAAUGCGGCCGGAGUGGCGAAUGAGGUUUGGCCGAAGGAACCGGACUGAGGUUUGGCAGAAGCAACGUGUGUCCAGGAGCAGCCGGCACGGGUGCCGCUGAGGCAGCUCGGACGGACAAGGCAGACAGACCCACGGAAGGCGAACCGAGAGUCAGCCCCGUGGGGCCGCGCCGUGGGCGAGAUGCCUGGGCCACCGGUGUCGCUGCUGCCACUGCCGCUGUUGCUGCUCCUGGCCGCCGGCAGUGCCGGGGCCGCGCCACUUCCGCAAACAGGUGCAGGGGAGGCGCCUGCUGCAGAAGUCCCCUCGUCAUUUGUGGUCCUGUCUGUGUGCAGUUUAAUGAUCCUAAUAGUGUUGAUUGCAAACUGCAUUUCCUGCUGUAAGGACCCAGAAAUUGACUUUAAGGAAUUUGAAGAUAACUUUGAUGAUGAGAUUGACUUCACACCACCAGCAGAGGACACGCCCUCCGUCCAGUCCCCCGCAGAGGUCUUCACGCUGUCAGUGCCAGGCAUCUCACUCCCAGCCCCAGCACAGCUCCAGCCUUCUGUGGAAGGUUUGAAGUCUCAAGUUGCUCGCCACAGUCUAAAUUAUAUACAGGAAAUCGGGAGUGGCUGGUUUGGAAAGGUCCUCCUUGGAGAGGUUUACACGGGCAGCAGCGUGGCGAGGGUGAUAGUGAAGGAGCUAAAGGCCAGUGCCAACCCAAAGGAGCAGGAUGCCUUUCUGAAAGAUGGCGAGCCCUACUAUGUUCUUCAGCACCCAAACAUUCUUCAGUGUGUCGGACAGUGUGUAGAAGCCAUUCCUUACCUGCUGGUGUUCGAGUUCUGCGACUUGGGCGAUCUGAAGGCUUACCUGCGCAACGAGCAAGAACACGUGUGGGGCGACUCGCAGACCAUGCUGCUGCAGAGGAUGGCGUGUGAGAUCGCCGCGGGGCUGGCGGCCAUGCACAAGCUGCGCUUGGUGCACAGUGAUUUGGCCCUGCGGAAUUGUUUUCUGACCUCUGACUUAAACGUGAAGGUGGGCGACUAUGGGAUAGGAUUCAGCAGGUACAAGGAGGAUUACAUUGAGACAGAUGAUAAAAAGGUUUUCCCUCUGCGAUGGACUGCUCCAGAAUUAGUAACCAGCUUUCAAGACCGACUGCUCACUGCAGACCAAACUAAGUACAGCAAUAUCUGGUCACUGGGCGUGACACUCUGGGAGCUCUUUGACAAUGCUGCCCAGCCGUACGCAGACCUUUCGGACCUGGAUGUUCUUAAUCAGGUCAUCAGAGAGAGGGACACGAAGCUGCCAAAGCCCCGGCUGGAGCAGUCCUACUCCGACAGAUGGUAUGAAGUGUUGCAGUUCUGCUGGCUGUCGCCAGACAAGAGGCCAGCUGCGGAAGAUGUGCACAGGCUGCUGACCUACCUGCGGACGCAGAGUCAGCGCGUCUCAGAAGUGGAUUUCGAGCAGCAGUGGAAUGCGCUCAAGCCAAGCGCCAACAGCACUUCAAGUAGCGCUGCCUUCCCAAUCCUCGACCACUUUGCCAGGGACCGGCUGGGUCGUGAGAUGGAAGAGAUCCUCACGGUGACCGAGACAAGUCAGGGGCUGAGCUUCGAGUACAUCUGGGAGGCCGCCAAGCACGACCAUUUUGAUGAGGGCUGCCGCGGCCACCCAGACGAAGGCUUGUCCUAUUCCAGCAUGUUCUUCCCAGUUGAAGUAUUCGAGAGUUCCCUUUCGGAUUCUGGGCCAGGAAAGCAGGAUGACAGUGGCCAAGAUGUCCCACUGCAGGUCCCCGGAGUGGUUCCUGUGUUUGAUGCCCACAACCUUUCUGUUGGAAGCGACUAUUAUAUCCAGUUAGAGGAGAAAAGUGGGAGCAACCUGGAGCUAGAUUAUCCCCCGGUCCUGCUCACAACGGAGAUGGGAGAUCCUGAGAGGGUGGGAGCCGAGGUGCUCCAGGGGAGUGCCCCCAGGCACCUGGAGCUGGAGGAGCCCAGCACAGAUGAGGAUUUCUUCCAGAGUGGCACGGACCCCAAGGAGGCUGGUGGAGCUGAGGACUUGCCUAUAACCAGUGGCCCGGAGAGCCCUUUCAAUAGCAUAUUCAGUGAUCUCGACAAAGUGGAGGAUUUGCCCGGUCACCAAAAAAUAUUCGACUUAAUGGAGCUAAAUGGACUUCAAGCCGACUUCAGGCCAGCCAUCUUAAGUUCAAGUUUAGAUGACCCCAAAGACACUUGUCACUCUGACAAAGAAAAGCCCCAUAAGCUUUUUGAGCAUGCGCCUGUCUGCUUAUCAGAAAGCCUUCUGCCCCAAGACCACCUUGAUCCAUUGAACGUUCAAGAGCUGUCUGAUAACUUCCUAUUCCUUCGCGAGAGAAACUUGCUGAUGGGCUCACUCUCUCGCAAGGAGCCCGUAGACAAUCUUCAGACAGAACUGAGGAACGCUGGCUUCAUUGGGGCCGUAGUAGAGAUGGCACGGACGGACUUUCUGGACGCCGAGCGUGCGCCCAGUGCAGCGGGCUCUCCUGCCUCACAGAGCGGAUGCGCCAAGGGCCAAGCUGCAGGUGUCACGGUCAAGGGUGAUGUUUGGAGCACCUCGGUGCAGUCUUCCCCGAAAGUGCAGGUACCUCCUACCUCACUCUUAGCAGAAGAAACACCUCCUGCUGAACCCCCAGACUCAAUUCUGAGGCCAGAGGCAACCAAGUCCGUGAGCUUAGAUGUCAGCAUCCCCGAGGACUGCCUCUGUCAGGACCUGAGGCCAGAUGCCGUUACCACCCCAACUGAAAUUCCCUCCACGGAUGCCAAAACCCGCGGCGGGGACGACAGUCCCCCAGACUGGGCUUGCCAAAGUGAGGAGGCCUUGAGACCGAGCAAAAGGGACUCUGCUCCCGUGGGUGAUGCUUUCAUGGGUCAGGGGAGCACAGGGAGUGGUCUUCCAGAAUUGACGCAGAACUUAAAAAAUCAGCCGCUUCCAGAGGAACAUCAUGGCAGCAGUCUGCUGGAGAAAAGCAUGGAUGCCGUGGAGACUUUAAACCAGCUCAGUUGUAAAGAUGCCACAAAAGACGUGGGCUUGGCGUCUGCCCUGUCCUCAGACUCUACGAGCCAGGACAGCCUCUUGGAGGACAGCUUGUCCCCAGCCCUCCCCACCCCCGAGCAGUCACUGGAGACCCCGGACUCCAUGGACUCCGUGGACGUCCAUGAGGUGCUGCUGGAGUCGCUGGGCUCCCACGCCUCUCAGAAACUCCUGCCCCCCGAUAAGCCAGCAGACAGCGGCUACGAGACGGAGAACCUGGAGUCCCCUGAGUGGACCCUGCACCCCACCCCCGAGGGCCCUUCAGACUCAGCCUCGGCUGCGGCAGGGGACGGUGGGCAUAGCAGUGUGCCUCCCAACCCAGUCAUUGUCAUCUCAGAUGCAGGUGACGGCCACAGAGGUGCAGAUGGCACCCCACAGACCUUUAUCCCCGGCACUCAGAGUUCAUAUCGAGACUCUGCCUACUUCUCAGACAAUGACUCAGAGCCAGAUAAAAAGCCUGAAGAGGUCCCUGGAACCUCAGCAUUGGCAGAGGGCCAGCCCCUGCCCAAGCCAGGCACCCUGGAGGAAGGCCCUGAUGCCAAAGACAGCUGCCUGGAGACUCAGCAGAGCCAGCCCGAUCCAGGUUGCCCAUCUGCUUUACCAAAUUCCAGUCACCUGGAAUUAGAGGAAGCGUUGGAGUCAGCGGUGGCUGACAAUUUCAGACAGUCGCAAGCUGUGGAGGAUGAGGCUGGCAGCACCUUGGUCUUGGUGAACUCGGAGCUCAGCAGUGGUGAUGACUUGGAGACCCACGAGGAUCACCCUUGCACCCUCGCCUCCACGGGGACUAACACCAAUGAGCUCCUCGCCUACACCGGCUCCGCGGUGGACAAGUCCUCGUCUGGCCACACCGAGGCUCCCAGGCUAAAGGAGCCAGAUAUCGAGGGAAAGUACCUGGGCAAGCUUGGGGUGUCUGGGAUGCUCGACCUCUCUGAGGACGGGAUGGAUGCUGACGAGGAAGACGAAAACAGUGAUGACUCGGACGAUGACCUGCGGGCCUUCAACCUGCACAGCCUCAGCUCCGAGUCGGAGGAUGACACAGAGCACGCAGUGCCCGUGAUCCUCAGCAAUGCUGACGACAGCCGGCAUCUGCGGAGCCUGUUGAAGCCCGUGGCCGCUGACUGGAGGAAGGAGAAGAAGGCAGUAACCUUCUUUGAUGAUGUCACAGUCUACCUGUUUGACCAGGAGACCCCGACCAAAGAGCUGGGACCCUGUGGAGGAGACGCGCAUGGCCCCGGGCCCAGCAGCCCCGCUGUGCCCUCAGGCUCGCCCUACCUGAGCAGGUGCAUGAACUCUGAGAGCUCCACAGAUGAAGAAGGUGGCGGCUUUGAGUGGGAUGAUGACUUCUCCCCAGACCCUUUCAUGUCCAGGGCCACAAGCAGUCUCCUGGGCACCCAGCCGGCUCUUCAAGCCUCCAAGUACUUCUCCCCACCGCCCCCCACCCGGAGCACCGAGCAGAGCUGGGCACAUGCGUCACCCUGCUCCCGCUUCUCCAUCUCCCCCGCCAACAUCGCCAGCUUCUCCCUCACGCACCUCACCGACUCGGACAUGGAGCAAGGAGGCAGCAGUGAAGACGGAGAAAAGGACUAGGUAGCCCCGGUGCUAUCCUGUGUGAGCCCAAGCAGCAGCGUCUCUCCCCGGUGGCUGAUGGGAGACUGUGAGGACGACUCGAGGUGAAGGGGAGUCAUUGCCAUGCCAGGCAGCUGACCUCCCUGUGGCCGCACCCUCUCCAUCUGUCCCUCACACACUUGAAGUGCCCAUGUGCUGGGAGCCCUGUGCACCAGGGUGGUGUCCUCUGGUCUGGGCACAGGUGGCACAGAGCAGGCCCUGGAGAUGGUCACCAGUGAGUCAUAUUUAUUGUUUUGAAAGCCGUGACUACUUGCUGUCUGAAUUGCACUGUGGACAAGCCUUCCAGGAGUCCCGAGUGUCCAGUCGUGAGCCACUCGAGGAAACCAUGCCAGUGGUAGUGGAGCCAGUGCUGCUGAAACCUGGACAUUUUUCCUGUCUGCAUGGUACUUGUGACGACUGGUGUUCAGCACAUACGGGACUUUUGGAAAUCCCCAGCCUGGAUCUUAGUGGUUUACCUUUCCUGUAGGAAAUAUUUUUGAAAAGUCUGACAAUGCUGCUGUUCCCUUGACUGACUCCCGUGUAUGUCUCCUCCGGAAGAGGGUCCCCACAGCAGACGCACUUCCCUGAGGGGCUUAAGGCCCUGCAGCCUCUCGUGUGACUCUCUCUCUCUGCCCUCAUCUGGUCAAGAACAACAGGUGUACCCCAAAGCUUGGCUCCCUGUUGCAGGGCUCAGGGUACCCUUCCUUACCCUCUUCAAAGGCCAGGCUACAGUACUUCUUGUGAGUCUGCCCUCCAAGAAGAUGGGGCCUCCGAGGCCCCCGUGUCCCCACAGAGGGCCCCUGCCAUCAAGGCCAGUUUAUCCCCCUAAGCUGUCACUGAGUCGAGCUCUUGAAGCUCUCCAGAGCAGGACUUGCCCCUUGGAACCACUCCAGGUUUCAGCCAGGUGUGGCCAGUCUCUGUAACCCAGGCGAUGACUAUCCUGCAGCUGGGAGAAGGGGAACAUGGAGCCAUGGCAGAGCCCUGGCAGCCAGCAUACCCUCCUGCUUGUCCCCAACAUGGCCCUGGCUCCUCUGCAUGGCCUGCCUUCCCUUGUGCAUUCAGCACUGAGCUCUCCUGCUCUGAAAGGGCCCGAGUGGCCCCUGGGCGCCUUCGCCUGUUGCUGGCGGGGUCAGAUGCCCACACAGCUGGCGUUGCUCUGCUCCAUGGGCGGUCAGUCAGAGCAGGGCACCGUGCCACUGGGCCCUCACUCGGCUUCCACACUGAAUAUUUUCCGGUGCUGAACCGCUUUCCAGCCUCAGCAGACACUGGGAUGACUUCCAGCCCUUUCUGGGGCCACCAUGCUGUCAGAGGGGACUUGGGUCCUGGUGCACACGUGGGCAUUGGCUGGAGUUUACACAGAAAAUUGUGACCUCCAUCAUGAGUUUGGAUUCACUCCACGGGGUUUUUAUACUAAGCAAUAAUUUCUCAAAGCAGCACACGUCAGAGCAUAUCCCCAUGUCCCUCAUCCCACAGAGCCGCUGGAUCUCGGGACAGUGGCGUGUGUAUUUAAAAACAGGGCAUUUGAAGGUGAUUUUGCCAAAACUGUCAGAAUUCUAAAUUUCUUGCUGUGGAACUUCCUGAAUUUUUUUGACUUUUUAGCUCUAUCUUCCAGUUGUAGUUGAGAGAUGAGUCGAUCUCACCUGUGGUUUUUUUUUGUUGUUGUUUUUAUUUAUUUAAGGCAGCAUCUCCUGUGAUCCCAGGCUGGAAUGAAACACCCAGUCCUCUUUUCACCUGUGUUUUUAAGAGACAGCUCAGACUUCGGUCCCACUAUUGAGCAGCCUCCCAGGACUCAGAGCCUCCCAGAACUCACAGCCUCCGGGCAUGGCCCGCCCAGGAAAUGUCCAUGAAUAUUUGGGGCUGUGUAUUUUUCACCAUAUUAUGGAGAUUUUAACAUUGUUCCCAUUUUUAUUUAAGUCUGUAUCGUUCUCAUAAUUGCCAAAAACAAAGCAUUUUAUACAUGGGGGAUCUUCCUGUGGCCACGAAUGGAAGGGAAGACUUUAUAUUUCUGAUGAAGACGUGAGCCAGCGGGUUCUUUUGAGAUCUCAAGCAAUACAGAAAGUUUAGAUUCAGACUUCAGGCCGCUUUCAAAAUGUCAGCGUUUACUCGUAGAUGAGUUAGGAGCGCUGGGUUUGCCAGUCGUUCCUAGUAAAUCACGGGACGGGAUAAACCACUGUUGUCUCCAGACGGAGGGGGCCAUUCCUGCUUCACAGCCAUGUUUCCGGUCUGCUUUGUACAAAUAAUGCAAUUUUCACUUCCUUCCUAGCUGGAUCCUGAUUUUUGGGAUAUCAAAUGACUGUCAUAAGCCAGAAAGAACGUGCUGGAAGCUCUCCUCCUGAGACUAGGACUGAGUCUGGGCUGGAAGCUCGUCUUACGGUGGAAAGAGCCCUAAGCAGAGCCGCGCACGGCUCCCAGGCGGUUUUCAUCACAGGCCUGACUGGCUCCAGGCGAUGGUCUGUGGGACAAGGCUGUGUGUCUUGCUGCCCUAAAACCCUUCCAGAACCUUCCUCUUCUUUGUACUUCCCAUCGGGUAUCUGCACAAGGAAUGACCUGCGUGUCCAUCCGAGGGCCGCCUUACUCUGCCCGCCGGGUGUCGGGACCUCUGUGCAGCCCCCGGGCACUUGGGUUCUGGGAAACCAUGUCCUGAGUGGGAGUGGGCUGUCACCGGCCUUGACUGUGACAGAGAGCACUCCUGCAAGUAAAUCCGUUCCGGACGUUGGGACGUUGACAGUAUUGCGUCCCCAACAGCUGGUGACAGGCCGUUGAGCUGUGGACAGGACGGGGACUGGGUCGGGGCCACUGCAGAUCCGUCCAGACACAAUGGGAGAGGCCCCGGCAGCAGACAGCUAAGGAGCUUUUGUCUAAUUGUGUGCGUUUUUAAACUGUACCAUUUCUACUGUACAU